Messenger RNA from Aphanomyces invadans, 500 nucleotides. RefSeq lists its product as hypothetical. The record is from RefSeq and is a predicted model, not a curated record. The transcript is spliced from 2 exons. Bases 7 to 285 code for a protein of 92 amino acids. NCBI's taxonomy places the organism in Eukaryota, Oomycota, Saprolegniomycetes, Saprolegniales, Verrucalvaceae.
CUUGCCAUGAUUAUCAAACAACCCAUCAAGGCGAACGAAAUUGACCGCAUGUACUUGGUUGGGAACGCCAGUGGGUUGAACUGCCUCAUUGUUGACGCCAUGAUCGACACGGCCGGGACGCUGGGCAAGGCGUCGCAGCACCUGUCCGACCACGCUGUUAGGCGUUUAAUCGACAUCAAUCCACGAUGUAGUCUCAUCCCCCUAGAUCACGACCUGGACAACGUUGCGAGAAACCCGUGCAGCGAGUACAGACACGCGCUGAUGGCACCGACACCAUGGAACUGAGAAUUUGACGCAUAAUGCAUCUCUCAAUCACGCAUCAUCCGCGACAAGGCCGCGGUGGGACCUGUGUUUGUGACCCGUUCCAACUUAAGCUCCUUCUCUUCGACGACAGCCAGACAGAUGGUUACCGGCAGCAAGCGAUUAGCAAGCGUCUCAACACAAGGAGGCAAUUCGAGAAGUGAAUUGAUGUUGUUUAUAAAGCUCCAUUCCUAUGUUCA